Dicentrarchus labrax (European seabass) is the source of this 3495-nucleotide messenger RNA. RefSeq names its product GTPase IMAP family member 4. The coding region runs from base 253 to 1302 and encodes 349 amino acids. The transcript has 8 exons. Lineage: Eukaryota; Metazoa; Chordata; Actinopteri; Moronidae. Gene Ontology annotation, molecular function: GTP binding. The record is from RefSeq and is a predicted model, not a curated record.
GGCAGUGUUCCUGCUGGGGGCAGGCCUACACAGGAAAAAUGUUUCUGCUCAACAGCAGGAAGAAGGAAUCACAUACAACUUUGACCUCAUCAGAAUUGCGUCAGGUUUUCAUGGACUGAAAGUAGAUGGCAUUCCUCAGAGAGGAUUAUCUGACUACACACCAGGGCUUUUAUAUUGAAAAUUGUGAGCAGAAGUGCUGCCACUUAUUUUCACUACCUUGACGCUGACUGGAGGUCAGUGAACUGCAGAGAAAUGGAGUGUCAAUGUGAAAAGGACAACUCUGAGGAUGCUCUUACAGGCUGGUGGAUGAAUGGCAACAGUGUCCAGAUGGGAGUUUUUACUGUGGUGGGGUAUCUUCUCUACAGAUUCUCACAGACACUCCCAGCUCUGAUCCGAUGGCCGAUUCGUCUUUUCUGUUCUCUAACUGGUCUGUCAGCUCUUUGGGGCUGGGUGAGCCACCUCGUGGGAACCCUUCGUGGAAUCCAGAGCCUGUUUAAAUGGCUGUCUCGAAUUUGGCGGUUUUUCGUAGGAUUUUCCUCCAAGUUCAAGUGGUUGGCUGCUGUCAUCAAAGCAAGCUCAGUGUCAUCCACAGACGAAGAACUGGAUUUAAACAGUCCCAACAAACCAGGCCUGAGGCUGAUCCUCCUGGAGUAUAACAGUGAAGGAUGGACCUCCCUGGAAGAGACUUUGUUGGGCAACAGUGGGACAAGGGCACCCACGAGUCCCCUAAUUGAGAGCACCAAGAGUAGGACCGUAUUAGAUGGUAGAGAGGUUACAGUGAUCAACACCCCAGAUCUUUUGGGGCCGUCAUUGGGGAACAACAAGAGAGCCAGGGAAGCUUUGAGGAGCCUUCAGCUCGCCAGUCCUGGACCACACGCCUUCCUGCUGGUGAUCCGAGCUGCGGGCUCCAGCAUGGGGAUUGACCAGGAUGCAGCUCAGGCAAUCCGAGCCACCCUUGACGUGUUUGGAGACGGGGUCGCAGGGUACAUCAUCCCAGUGCUCGCCCACGCACACCGUCGGGGUCGAAGGCAUACUGUAGAUCAGCUGCUGGAUGCAGAUGAUGGGGGUCUGAGAAGGGCUCUGUCUCAAUGCGACCAGAGUCCAGAGCUGGUGGAUGACAGGCCAGACUGCCCUCCAGAGGUGCAGGGUGUGAUGCGCAGGCAGCUGGUGGGGCGUGUGAUGGAGAUGAAAACACUGAGGGGGCAUUUUGUCCACGAGCUGCAGAGAAGAGAAGACCGCAUCAGGGAGGAGCUUCUGACUGACAUGGCCUCUGCACUGGCUAUAAAACUAGGACACAUGUAAAUAAGAGAGGGAGAGCUGCUGUUGGUCUGUGUGAAAGAGUUGUUGGGGCAGUGAAAAAAUAAGGAGGCAAGAUUCAUUCAAGUGUUGAACAUGCAAUUUUGAGUUUAGGUGCAAGGGUGAUUCUUUGCCUGAGGUAUUUUUGUCACUCUGCUGGUUUACCACUGUCCAAAUGAAUUUACUACCACUGGCCGCCUUUUGGUUUUCAACAUGCCACAGAUGCUUUUGGUUAGAUAUCACGCUCACACACUUAAUUUUCCCAUUGUGAUGUGUUGUGUACUUCUUUGCCGUCUGUUUAUUCCUUUGCAUAGGCCUGUGCCUCGUGUUUUCUUACCCUGCUCCAGUGCUUAGCCCUCCCUUAUCAUUCAUAAUUUAUAAGCUAUAUCAAAAUUUAAAGAUGGUCAGGGAAAAUAAACUGAAGUCAUAUUGGGACUAAAGUUCAGCAGUGCUGUCCACGUAUUCUGUGCUUUCUCCAGAAGCCUCCGAAAACACCAUUUAGACCAAAAACUGUUACUUAAAUAUGAACAAGCUCACAUUUAAUUGCAGGUUUUUAUUGACUGUAUUUAUGUAGCUGUGACAUCUGGCAACAGAUGAAAGUGACAAGUCUAUUUAUGGUAUAAUAAUAUCAGUCGAGCUUUAAUUGUGAAAUAUUAACAUCAUCUCAAGUAUAUGUUGUAUACUUUUAUUUUCAGAGGUGACCCACUAACCCACAUUAUUUGUAGUCUUAAUGACCUGAAACACUACUGAUACUGAUAAAGCAGAGUGACCCUGUGGUUAAAGAGACAAUUCAACAUCAGUACAUACCUCCAAAAGACCAAUCAGGUUCCUCGUGGGCAUGAUGAUGGAAACACACAGCAUAAGAAGAAAUAACAACCACUGGUCUACUGGUAUUUUUCUAAUUUUCUAAUUUUUUUUUAAGUCUGACUUCUGACCUAAGAAAAAGAAAAAAAAGUAGUAGAAAAAGUCAAUCAUUACCAAUAUACACUAGCAUCUGUUAGCACAUUAUAUUUUACUGUUUAAGGGUUUAGACAUCUUAAGCAGCAUGAUCUGCUGUGCUUUGCAGUCAAUUAAAUGUACACAAGAGUGGUUCAAAAUCUAAUAUUUACCUCAUUAGCUUUCCAUAAUUUUCCAGUGUCAGUAUUGGGUAAUAUGUUUCUGUUCAGUAAACUAAUUCUGAAGAACUGAGGGGAAAACAGGAUAUGAUUGGGAAAUGCAUGUUUGGAUCUGUUUAGCUGAAAAACAUUACCUUUCUCUCCAGCAGUCUUACAUUUGAAGACUGCUGUCAAAAACCCUUUGGCAGUGCAGGAAGGCCACAACGAAAUAAAAGAUAAUCUCUUUCAAAUGUAUCUGCAUGAUCCACAUUAUUGUGGACAUAUACUGAGAUUACACUGGCCAAGGUCUGUUACACUUUAUUAAACAUGAAGAAAUAUUUUUUAUAUCAACGCUGAAUCAAAUGAUCCAUCAAAUUUUAAAUUAUUAUUCAUAGUGUCAAACCCACUGGGAAUUAACACCAAACUCUGGAGCUAUUUGCAGGUUUUCAGCCACUUUUAGCUCUUUGAUUUUGUUUUUCUGCCUACAAAACAUUUGCAUACCAAAGUGGAGCUCAAUAAAAGUGAAGAAUAUUCAUCAAAUGGACUGAAACUCCACACAUAAUGUUGAUAAUGUGUUCUUGUGUCUGCUGAAUGUUUUGGUCAUAACAACUUUUUAAGCUGAGGGCUGUGUUUGUUUUGCCCCCUAGUGGUCAAAAAUGACUAAAGGCAGCUUUAAAGUCACAAACCUGGCUGAUUUGGUAACACAUGGGGUGAUAACUGCGAGUGUGUAAUUGAAAAAGUGUGUCAGUUUGAGCUCACAAAACUCAGCAGAAGAGAAACAACUCCUGUAUGCGUUUAUAGCAUAGCCAAACAAACCAUGGGCUGAGGUGAUUCAUUGUGUCACACUGUUUCAAUAAAGGAGAGACCAUCAACAAUGUCAUUCUUAUGUUAAGCUCUUGUGUUCCACAUCAUGUCCAUACAUGAUUCACUGUUUCCUGUGAAUCCCUUGUGCAUAGUAUUCAAUUCUUGAUAGCUAUAAAUCUUAAAGAUGUAAUUCAUAAAUAUUGUUAUUGUUAUACAUUACUUUUUGUUGUGGCGGGUGGUUUAGUAAACAGUUGCCUAUUUACACAUCAAGCAGGCGCAAAAUAAAUGGAAUUUAUUUGUG